This is a messenger RNA of Caenorhabditis remanei, 1209 nucleotides long. RefSeq lists its product as uncharacterized. Bases 1 to 1209 code for a protein of 402 amino acids. Gene Ontology annotation, molecular function: RNA helicase activity; mRNA binding; ATP binding. Gene Ontology annotation, cellular component: nucleolus; catalytic step 2 spliceosome. The transcript has 3 exons. Lineage: Eukaryota; Metazoa; Nematoda; Chromadorea; Rhabditida; Rhabditidae. The record is from RefSeq and is a predicted model, not a curated record.
AUGGCUGGUGGAAGUGGACCAAAAAAAGAGAAGGAUGAGAUGGCAUCUGUGGAAUUCGAGUCUUCUGAGGAAGUCAAUGUAAUCCCAACAUUUGAUAAAAUGGGGCUCCGAGAGGACCUUCUACGUGGAAUUUAUGCUUAUGGAUUCGAAAAACCAUCAGCAAUUCAACAAAGAGCGAUUCCUGCAAUUCUCAAGGCUCGGGAUGUGAUCGCUCAAGCACAAUCUGGUACAGGAAAGACUGCGACAUUUUCGAUUUCAGUACUUCAAUCAUUGGAUACACAAGUUCGAGAGACUCAAGCUCUUAUUCUGUCUCCAACGAGAGAACUGGCUGUUCAAAUUCAAAAAGUUGUCCUUGCUCUCGGAGACUAUAUGAACGUCCAGUGUCAUGCUUGUAUCGGAGGAACGAAUCUCGGUGAAGACAUCAGAAAACUCGAUUAUGGACAACACGUUGUCUCUGGAACCCCGGGACGUGUGUUUGAUAUGAUUCGCCGUCGUAAUCUCCGUACUCGUGCCAUCAAACUGCUUGUAUUGGAUGAAGCCGAUGAAAUGUUAAACAAGGGAUUCAAAGAACAACUAUACGAUAUCUAUCGUUAUCUUCCACCUGGAGCACAAGUUGUUCUUCUCUCCGCCACACUUCCUCAUGAGAUUUUGGAGAUGACCAGUAAAUUCAUGACGGAUCCCAUCAGAAUUCUUGUAAAACGUGAUGAGUUGACACUCGAAGGAAUCAAGCAAUUCUUUGUGGCUGUUGAUCGAGAGGAAUGGAAGUUCGAUACUCUUAUCGAUCUUUAUGAUACUCUCACAAUCACUCAAGCUGUGCUCUUCUGUAAUACACGUAGAAAGGUCGACUGGUUGACUGACAAGAUGAAGGAGGCCAACUUCACUGUAUCAUCAAUGCAUGGAGAUAUGGAGCAGAAGGAUCGUGAUGAAGUGAUGAAAGAAUUCAGAGCCGGAACUACGAGAGUACUCAUUUCAACUGAUGUUUGGGCUCGUGGUUUGGAUGUUCCACAGGUUUCAUUGGUCAUCAACUACGACUUGCCCAACAACCGUGAGCUCUACAUUCACCGUAUCGGUCGUUCAGGACGUUUCGGACGUAAGGGAGUUGCCAUCAACUUCGUUAAGCAAGACGACGUCAGAAUCCUCCGAGACAUUGAACAGUACUACUCAACACAAAUCGAUGAAAUGCCGAUGAACAUCGCUGAUAUCAUCUAA